GUUUCACAUCAAAAUGUGCCUUCUGUUUGCCGUAAAGUGUUGCUUUAAAGGCUUAAAGAGGAGGCAAAUAAUAGAAAUCUUGGCAAACUUUGCAUUGGAGGCGGCGUCUCAGCCGAGACAAUAUUAGAACAGUUGCCCGGCAACCGCGGCCGCAAACAGACGCGCGGGUGUCGUAAAGGCUGAAGAGGCUGGUGUUGAAAAAGAGUGGAGACAGAACCCAUUGUGGUGUUGGAGAGAGGAGUGAGCUGCCGCCUGCCUGCCUGCCUGAGAGGGAAGAGAGAGAAAAAAGAGGAAAUCUCCGCGAACACAAAGAGGGGACUCGUUGAUGAGCGGAUCGAUACGGGACGUGACCGGACAGCGCACACGUCGGUGGGCUUUGUGAAGACGGACCGUGACGUCCGGGCGGAAAGAGCCGGUAUAUGAAGAGUUAAGACCCGACAACACAACUGUUUAUUUCAGCAGCAGCAGCUAGCAGGCUAGCUGGCUACAUACCCAGGAGCUAGACAUGAGAAGCCCGUGAGAGUUUGGUGUGAUUAGAGAUCUUGGAGCUGUCUGCAGGUUUCAGGCUGAGAGGAGGAUUCCUGCAGAGUCCGUCCACCGCCUCGUCAGGAAACGCAACUUUGAAGAAUGAUAUCAAUACGUGCUGCACCCUGAGCCUUACAAUGUGGAUUGAAGCGUGCCUUUCUGCAGCCUCCACUUACAAAGAAGGCCUUCUGGCUCCAGGUUUCACACAAACACUGAGGAGGGAGAACAUGACUCACCGGGCCCUGCCAGAGACUGGCACGGGGCAGCUGUGCCAACCUCGCCACCGCCUGCCACUUUAGAAGCUAACGCCGUAUACACCAUGACGGAGAGGCAUUGAGGGUUAUCUCCCUGACGAUCAUCCUCCCUUUUCCCUCAAGGAUCCCCCUUGCCCCUCCCCCCGCCCCCCAUCAUGCUGCGCUUCCUGCCUCUCAAACUGGGCCGCCUGUACCGCUGUCUGAAGCUCCUGCUGGUGGUGGGAUUGUUUGUCAUCCUGUUGAUGAACACUCACAACCUGUUCGCCUCCUUCCAGAAGAACGAGCUGACGGACAGACGCUUCAUCAACCUCAACAAGUGUCCCGCCUGCUUCGGCACCAGCUGGUGUCGCAAGUUCAUGAACGGCCAGGUGUCCUUCGAGACCUGGGGUCGCCUCAGAUUCCUGGACGUGUUCAACGUCAAGAACGUUUACUUCGCUCAGUACGGCGAGCCCAGGGAGGGCACCCGCCGCGUGGUGCUCAAGCGGCUCGGCUCCAACCAGGAGCUGGCCGAGAUCGACCAGAAGAUCUGCAAGAGGGCGACGGGCCGGCCGCGCUGCGACCUCAUCCAGGCCAUGUACAAGACGGAGUUCGCCCGGAUCAACGGGGACGUGCGGCUGCUCACCCCGGAGGUGGUGGAGGGCUGGUCGGACCUGGUGCACUGCCCCUCUCAGAGGCUGCUGGACCGCGUGGUCCGCAGGUACGCUGAGACCAAAGACUCAGGCAGCUUCCUUCUAAAGAACCUGAAGGACACGGAGAGAAUGCAGCUGCUCAUGACAUUGGCAUUCAACCCGGAGCCCCUCGUCCUACAGAGCUUUCCCUCCGACGAAGGAUGGCCGUUCGCCAAGUACCUGGGAGCGUGCGGGCGCAUGGUGGCCGUCAACUACGUGGGCGAGGAACUGUGGAGCUUCUACAACGCGCCCUGGGAGAAGCGGGUGGACCUGGCGCGUCAGCUCAUGGACAUCGCCGAGCAGCUCACCAACAACGACUUCGACUUCGCCCUCUACCUGCUUGACGUCAGCUUCGACAACUUCGCCGUCGGCCCGCGCGACGGGAAGGUCAUCGUCGUCGACGCCGAGAACGUCCUGGUGGCGGAUAAGAGGCUGAUCAAGCAGAACAAGCCAGAAAACUACGACGUGUGGUACGAGAGUCGCUUCGAGGAGUGCGACAGGGAGGCCUGCCUCUCGUUCUCCAAGGACUCGCUUUGCUCCCGGGUCACCGUGGACCACAACUACUACGCCGUGUGCCAGAACCUGCUGUCGCGGUAUGCUACGUGGCGGGGCACCACCGGAGGCCUCCUCCACGACCCCCCUGCCCACAUAUCCAAAGACGGACAACUGGAGGCGCUGUUGGACGAGUGCACCAGACCUAAGAAGCGCUACGGCCGCUUCCAAGCCGCAAAGGAGCUGCGCGAAUACCUCACACAGCUAGCCGCCGCCUCCUCCUCCUCGGCCUCAGCCAGGUAAUAAAAGGAGUCGGCGUUAGUCCCGACGCACUGACAGACUGGAUCCUGAACUCUUUAUCCCCCGGACUCUUGAGAUCCUGGUUCUUGUACAUGAUGUCAUUCGCCCGCCCUUUUGUGCACUGGAACUGGAAGGUGUUCAUGGUCUUGCAUCAGGAAGUGUAAGACUCAAAACUUCAAAGCAAGAUUUGCUCAAGCUCUUGCUGUUCCCUGACUAUGAAAGAGGAGUGUGGCGCUAAGAGAUUCUGCUUAGAACCAGGAUGGAGAGGGGAUAGAGGUAACCUCUGCUCUCCCUGGGUGGGCUCCCAUCCUUAAGGGGGGGAGGGGAGAAAGGGCUCUGGUAAACGCAUCACUCACUGGACCCGGGCUAAAGCUAACCAGAGCAUCCAUGCAACAACGAGGCACAGCCCUGACCACAUCCAUCCUCCUGUUUAGUCUCCGAUCUGUGAACUGUUGUGUUUCAUGACAUUGACUCUUGAAUACCUGUCUCAUUUUAGCCCCCAGGGGGUCUUGUUUUUUCUUUCAAUUUUGAAAAUUCUUUUCAGGGCUGGAUUUCCGUAGAUUGGUGCGUUUACAUUUUUUGUUUGCUGCGUUUUAUUUCUUUUCUCUCUCUCUCUGUAGCAUGGCUGCAGUGAAGGUAAAGGUAGCAUGAGUCUCCUGCUGUCAGGCCCAGCUCACAGCAGGUAGAAAGGAGA
This is a messenger RNA of Labrus bergylta (ballan wrasse), 2933 nucleotides long. RefSeq names its product divergent protein kinase domain 2Ab (gene dipk2ab). NCBI's taxonomy places the organism in Eukaryota, Metazoa, Chordata, Actinopteri, Labriformes, Labridae. The record is from RefSeq and is a predicted model, not a curated record.